AUGGCGAAGAAAAGAAAAGCAUCAGGCCGAACCGGUGGUGGGGAUGGUGCCCAAGAAUUGGAUCCCAAAGGUGGUAGGAUGGGACCAAUUACCACGUACGAAGAUAUUGCGGAUUCGGAGGAUGAGUUCCACAUCAAUCGCGACAAGGUUAUGCUGGAUGAUGGUCCCGAUGCUAAGAGACGACGUAAAUUAGAGGAGGAAGAUGCACUACUCCAACCAUCAGAUGAGGAGGUCUUAGGAUAUUCUUCUGAGAGCUCCGAUGAGGACGAAGAAGGUGCGGACGAUAUCCGUCGCAACCCGUCGAAAGCCCAGGACUCCGAUGAGGAAGCAGGAGAAGGCGAGGAGGAAGAUGAAGAAGGCUGGGGCACAUCCAGGAAAGAUUACUACAACGCAGACGAAAUUCAAACCGAAGCAGAUGCCCUGGAGGAAGAAGCUGAAGCAAAGCGUCUGCAGACGAAGAAGCUACAAAAGAUGACAGAAGCUGAUUUCGGGUUUGAUGAGAGCGAAUGGCUUGAUGGGGGCGCCCAGGAGGAUGAGGACAAAGAUGUCGUAACGGAAGUAUUGAAGGAUAUUGAGAUUACCGCCGAGAUGGGGCCCGACGAGCGAUUCCGGAUAUUGAAGAGUCGAUACCCGGAGUUCGAAUUCUUAGCGGAUGAGUUUGUUGCACUCCAGCCCACGUUUGUCGAGUUACAGCAACAGAUGGAGCUGGAGAAUGCAGCGAGGAAAUCAUCACUAGGAGAUAUUUCGACUAUAGUGGUUAAAUGCAGAGCAUUGGCUGCAUACAUGGCAUCGUUGACGAUGUAUUUCGCUAUAUUGACCUCGCCAUCAAAGGACGAUGCAACUCCAAUUGGCCAUGCUCUGGACCCCGCGGAACUGCGCGACCACCCCGUCAUGGAGAGCUUAUUGCAAUGCCGAACUUUAUGGUCAAAAGUCAAGGCUUUGAAGACUCCCGCUCCGGUGUCGACCGGAUCUGAGCCCGAGUCUGAUUCCGAGCCCGAAGAGCUUUCCACUACAAAGUCAACUGGCCUGGCUAAGCCCACUACAAGCUCUACUUCAAAGAAUACCCAACCAACGGAAAACUUACAUAAGAAGGCAUUUCCCGUGGAUCCCUCCCUAGCUGACCUCGACCUUCUCCUUCCAUCUCGGAAAUCACAAUCCCUUAAGCCCCCAAAACCCUCCGCCAUUUCCUCGAAGGUUGACCACGACUCAGACACGGACAACUCCGACUUUGGAGAAGAAACCCAUCUGUCCACAAAAGAAGCCGCUCAAAAAGCCAUCCGCAAGAAGACACUCAAAUUUUAUACCUCCCAAAUCGCUCAAAAAUCAAAUAAGCGUAUAGGCGCUGGGCGUGACGCAGGAGGUGACGAUGAUUUACCGUACCGAGAGCGACUGCGGGAUAGGCAGGCGCGUUUGAAUGCCGAGGCUGAGAAGAGAGGGAAGAAGUUGGAUGACUAUGGAAGAGGAAAUACCAAUACGAAAGGAACGGACCUUGGUGCUGAGAGCGAUGGCAAUGAUGAAGGGGAGAAGGCAAGAAGUGAAGGCGAGGAUGAUGAGUACUACAACAUGAUAACGUCAACGUCCAAACGCAAAAAGGCCGCAAAGCAGGAAAAUGUGGAUAAUAUGAAGAGUCUCGAGGCAGCUAAUGCACUGGAUCGCGUUGAGGAUGUAGGCGAGUUGGAUGAGGAUGGUAAGAGAGCCAUUUCGAGGCAGAUCUCCAAAAAUAAGGGCUUGACGCCAAAUCGGAAAAAAGACGUGCGCAACCCGAGAGUCAAGAAGAGGAAGAAGUACGAGGAGAAGAAGAAGAAGCUGGGAAGCAUGAAGCCGGUUUGGAAGGGUGGUGAAGAGAAGGGUGGAUAUGGUGGUGAGAAGACGGGUAUCAAGGCCGGAUUGGUUAAGAGUAGAAAGCUUUGA
Venustampulla echinocandica is the source of this 1911-nucleotide messenger RNA. RefSeq lists its product as uncharacterized. The transcript is spliced from 2 exons. Gene Ontology annotation, biological process: maturation of SSU-rRNA from tricistronic rRNA transcript (SSU-rRNA, 5.8S rRNA, LSU-rRNA). Gene Ontology annotation, cellular component: nucleolus; small-subunit processome. The coding region runs from base 1 to 1911 and encodes 636 amino acids. NCBI's taxonomy places the organism in Eukaryota, Fungi, Ascomycota, Leotiomycetes, Helotiales, Pleuroascaceae. The record is from RefSeq and is a predicted model, not a curated record.